AUGGACCUAGACUCUGACGAAGGAGGACUCGAUUCCGGUGUCGGCAUCGGCAUCGGGCCCAACGGCACCAACAACGGCAAUGCCAACGCCAAUGGGGCGGCUCAUGACGGGAACCGCCGCCAUUCCCACUCACACCAUCAACAUGGCCUGGAUAACCAUGGCCACAACCAGAGACACAACAGCACUAGCUCUAUCAUCAGCGGCAAUGGAAACAUCACCGGCAACGGGACAACAGCCGUCAACGGCAACUCGACCAAGCAGAACAUCAACAACGGCAACCAGCAACUGGCUUCUCCGCCGCUGACCCAUCCGUCUGGCACCGAGAGCGGCGGCAGGCGUCGGCGCCACCGCGACAAGGAACGCGUCCGCGUCACCCGAGCCUGCGACAGGUGCAAGAAGCGCAAGAUCCGCUGCACGGGAAUCCAGCCGUGCGAGUUGUGCAUCCGCACCGAGUCCCACUGCACCUACAACGCGUCUUAUGCACGCGGUCGCCAGCCGCCCGUGGCCACUCGGGAGGAUGUCGCCCGAAUGGACCUCGACGGCCUCGACGUCUCCGUGUCUGUGCCGGCCGGAAACUCUGCCCAUUCCGCUGGCACUGGCGCUGGCGUUGCCGUCUCUGCCUCGUCUGCUGCGGCUGGCGAAGACGCCCUGAUGGCUUCCAUCGUCGUCGACGUCUCGGAGCCCGGUAUCGAUCCUGACCAUCACCAAGAGGAACAUGAAAGCAUCAUGAACGGUUCGAACCUGGUCAUUGGCAGCGUCGGCCCGGGCACCGCCGAGCCUCCCUCCCGGGCAUCUCCUGAGCCUACGCAAACUGACCUCCAGGGCCACUACGUUGGUCCAUCGUCCGGUGUUUCGUUCUUGCUGAGAGUUCAGAAGAGGCUGCACCAGGCCGUAUCCUUCUCACAAGCGUCUUCGAUAUUCACUUUUGGCGAUGCACCCCUUCCGGACUUUGACCCUAGCGGCGCGUUCUGCGUCCUCUUAUCCAAGGAUGAGGCCACGACGCUUCUCAAGAGAUACUUUGACUUUGCCGUGCCAACCCACCGCUUCUUACAUCGGCCCACCGUCGAAGGUUGGCUCGAAGACUUCUAUGCCACCAACGGUGCGAUGAAGAACCAGGAAGACGCACCGGCGCGCAGAGCACUCCUAUUUAUGGUGUUUGCUCAGGCCCAGGAGUACAUGGUCACCACUCACUCGCGUGAAAACGCCGAAGUCAGCGCACGAUACUUCUUGGCUGCAGAUCACCAGCUCUCCAAAGAGAGAGGCGCCGUACGCCUGACCAGCGUACAGGCUCGCUUAUGCCAGUGCUUCUGGCUGCUAUCACAGUCUCGCAUCAAUCACUGCUGGAGUCUAUUUGGCACGGCAGGGCACCUCGCCCUCGCCAUCGGCCUGAACCGAAAUCGGCAUGCAGACCCGGCAGGGGGUUAUACCAAUUACAUUGAGCUUGAGUGUCGGCGGCGUACCUUCUGGUGUGCGUACAGUCUAGAUAAUUAUCUCAGCGCGGCACUGGGUCGGCCUCGGACGUUCCAUGAUGAAGACAUCGACCAGGAGCUUCCGUCUUGCUCAGAGGACGGCGACUUGCAUGCGGAUCAUAUCACACCCCGCAUGGGUCGCGGUCAGUCACUCAUGCUGGCGCCCGUGGCCCAUGUGAAACUCUCACGGAUAGUGAGCAUGAUCUUACGAGAUCUCUACUCAAUACGUCCCUCAUCAUUUUCAAAUCGCUGUGCGCUAGCUGCCAAGUACUCGCAAAACCUGAAGCAUUGGAGGGCCGAGCUCUCACAAUUCCUAGACGAUGGCAUCAACAUGGCCCUCCUCAUCCCGAUAUUCCAACGCCAACGAAAUGUCUUGAACUUGGCGUACUGGCAUGCUAUGAUAUUAACACAUCGUCCCUUCCUGCUUAGCAACUUUGCAAGACUGCAGCGGAAUGGGAAGAGCCGCCGCCAUACUUCGAAUCACAAGGACCAAGCCGAUGACAGUGUGAAAGCCUGUCUGGAUGCUGCCAUGCAUGUGGUUGAUACUGUCAACGACCUUAUCCAGGCCGGCCAGCUGUUCCGCGCAUUUUGGUUCACUUCAUAUUUCGCCUUCUCCGCCGUCGUGGUAUUAUAUGUGUACACUAUUCAACAAAGAACGGCACCAGCAGAAACAUGGCAGUCUUACUUCAACGCCGCAUUCCGUUGCCAGAAGCAGCUCGCCACUCUGGCAGAUAACGAGUCACAGUUAGCUGCGCGGUACUGUCUCGUAUUGGAAGAGCUUCGAAUCGAGGCCUUGAGACAGACGGAACGGCUUCAAAGCCCUCCCAUCUUGAAUCAGAAUGGCGGCUCUAUCGCUCGCGCGACUGUGACUGAGGAGGUACAGAAUCAGCAUGAGCAACACCCUCUGGCUGGGCUCAACUUCCCAGACGUCACCCACGCGGACGACUUCGUCGGCUUCGACAUGGAUGCGAGUCCGAGCAGUUCUCUGGCAGACAUGACGAGCUGGGGUCAAUUUGAUUCCAUGGUCACCUCCGGCUUUGGUGGAUUGGAAGCUUUACUCAAUGACGACUCUUUACGAUUUUGA
Messenger RNA from Colletotrichum karsti, 2553 nucleotides. RefSeq lists its product as uncharacterized. The record is from RefSeq and is a predicted model, not a curated record. The transcript has 5 exons. Gene Ontology annotation, biological process: DNA-templated transcription; positive regulation of transcription by RNA polymerase II. Gene Ontology annotation, molecular function: zinc ion binding; sequence-specific DNA binding; DNA-binding transcription factor activity, RNA polymerase II-specific. Gene Ontology annotation, cellular component: nucleus. NCBI's taxonomy places the organism in Eukaryota, Fungi, Ascomycota, Sordariomycetes, Glomerellales, Glomerellaceae. Bases 1 to 2553 code for a protein of 850 amino acids.